ACGUGGGGGAAUAAAAAGGGUGAAAGGGGAGGUGCAAUCGGCGGAAAAGGAAAAUAAAAACCCAGAGACAGAAGAAAUAUCUUGAAAAUUUAACGAAGAUGGUGUCGGCAAACAAGGAAAUGGUGGUCUACUGCUUCGACACUUUGCUCGCCCAUUAUAACAGCGAAGAUGCUGCUCCGCCUGCCUUCGAUGAGGGCCAUCACCCAUUGUUUGUGACAUGGAAGAAGGUUGUGAACGGUGGGGAGCCUCGUCUACGAGGAUGCAUUGGCUCACUUGAAGCUUGCCAGUUGAUUAACGGGUUUAAGGACUAUGCUCUGACAAGUGCUCUGAGGGACCGCAGGUUUCCCCCUAUACUAGCUAAAGAAGUGCCUUAUUUAGAAUGUACAGUUUCUAUUCUGACUGAUUAUGAAACAGCUAAUAACUACCUUGACUGGGAGGUUGGAACGCAUGGCAUAAUUAUUGAGUUUGUUGAUGAUUAUAAUACAAGGCGAAAUGCUACAUAUUUACCUGAGGUUCCGGCUCAUGAAGGUUGGACAAAGGUGGAGGCAAUUGACUCGCUCGUCCGAAAGGCAGGCUUCAGUGGCCCUAUUACCGAGUCACUCAGGAAGCGUAUUAAACUGACCCGUUACCAAAGCACAUUAUUUACAAUGCACUUCAGUGAUUAUGUCUCCUAUGUGAAGGCAACCAGGGGUGCAGAGCCUUCUAUCGUGGGCACUAAGCUCGGAAAUCAAUGAUUUUUCCAACAGCUUUUACCGUAAAAAAGGGCAAAGCUGCUUUGGCUAAAUUAUAAGGACAUGAUAUUAAACAAAAAGAAAAAUGGGCGGAAUAAGUUCGAGUGUGUUCCGACCCAGUUGUGUUAGAAAUUACAGGACACCUUUGGAAUAACAUUCUUCAAACUCGUUUGAUUUUGAAGAAA
Molecule: messenger RNA, 916 nt
Organism: Hibiscus syriacus
Lineage: Eukaryota; Viridiplantae; Streptophyta; Magnoliopsida; Malvales; Malvaceae
Exons: 5
Coding region: 99-734 (211 amino acids)
Source: RefSeq, a predicted model, not a curated record